This is a messenger RNA of Staurois parvus, 484 nucleotides long. The record is from the annotation of a GenBank genome assembly. Lineage: Eukaryota; Metazoa; Chordata; Amphibia; Anura; Ranidae.
AUGUCGUACAGGUCUCCGCUCGUCCUUUCCGAAUCCGCCCCGGGGAGCCCAAACUACCGGAGGAAUGGCGCGGCUCUAUCUGAUGGACACCCGGAUCAGGACCUUCAGCAACUGGCCGUUCACCGAGGGCUGCGCCUGUACCCCGGAGAGGAUGGCGGAGGCGGGGUUCAUUCACUGUCCCAGCAGUAACAGUCCGGACGUGGCGCAAUGCUUCUUCUGUAUGAAAGAACUGGAAGGCUGGGAGCCGGACGACGACCCCCUGGAAGAACACAGGAAACAUUCUCCGCACUGCUUAUUCCUGACCCUGAAGAAGAAGGCUGAGGAUUUGUCACUCAGCGAAUUCCUCAAGCUGGAUAAGGAGAGAGUCAAAAUCAAAAUGCAAAAGGCGAUGACGAAGCACAUCGAGAAAUUCCAGACGACGGCACAGGCUGUGAGAAGCUCCUUGGAGAAGCUGGACAAAGAGGACCUGGAGAGGGAUGACUAG